This is a messenger RNA of Mercenaria mercenaria, 2925 nucleotides long. Its product is annotated as fibrinogen-like protein 1. The transcript has a single exon. Lineage: Eukaryota; Metazoa; Mollusca; Bivalvia; Venerida; Veneridae. The record is from RefSeq and is a predicted model, not a curated record. The coding region runs from base 343 to 1674 and encodes 443 amino acids.
UUUAAUGAGUGCUGAAGAAACAGCAGUGUAUGUAUUUGUCUGAUUAGAUAGUUCCUGUUUCAAGGGAAAGAAACAGGAUAGUUAUUGUAUGACAAGCGGUGAUUAUAAUGCACUCUGGUAAAAUUGAAUGAAGAGACAGAGCGCGUUGAUUGGUACUACAGUAUUUGAUCGUGCUAUUGAAGAGGAAGAGUAGAUAUAUGUAUUAAAUUUAUUUUUAAACGAUGACUGCUGAAGCACCAAUGUAAGAUCAGUAUAUUUCGAUUGAGAAUAUAAAUUAAUUGUAAAGGAAAUUAUCUGAACUUCAGUCGUGUAUAGAGCAGUGCAUUUUAGACACAUUUUACAAUGCCACUUUCUAUAAGUAAAAGGGCUGUGCUAAUCGUACUCUGUAUUAUUGGAGUUUACUGCUCAAAGUCAAAACGAGUUCUAGAACGGAUUAAACAUCUUGAAUCUAGAUUCAAUACAGAAUCAAAGUUUAGAGAUGAGGAUUAUGCCGAAGUUAUUGACAGACUAGAUGAGAUAGAUAAAAAAUUAAACGGGUCGCUUGAGAAAAGAGUAGGCUUUGUUAACUCCGAUCAUGGAUCGGGUGAUGUCAACAUUGAAACAAUAAACCAUUUACGCAAGGAUUUUACGAAAAUUUGGACAGAAUUUCGCGAUGAGAAAUAUGAAACAGCAAGAAUCCGCAGGGAAAUUCCGAAAAUUAAGCAUGAUUUGGAAUAUUAUUGUACGAUGAAUUUAAACAAAACUGGUGAGCUCAUAUCACGGGUUGAAGAAUCAGAUGACGUGCGCAAAAUCUACAUGGAAAUGACAGUUAAUGAGAUUUAUGGUGUGAAGUUUGCUUUAGAAAAUACAAUCAGUAAUACCUCGAUACUUGUUGGACAGGAAUUCAAAGGCACAGUAGAAGAAAUUGAGGAACGUAUUCAAAGAACUGUUAAAAAAGAAUUGAAAAUAAUGGAAGAUAACACAAGGCUGGAGAUUGCUGACACCAAAGCAAACGUUGAAAGAUUUGAAAUUCUAGUGAGUCAACUAUCUGCUCGUGUUGAACAAUUGUUUGGAUACAAUUCUUGCUCAGAGGCCAAAAGUGCCGCAAUAUUACGAUCAGGUGUCUAUAAACAACGACAGGGGCUCGAGGUUUAUUGUGACCAAACCACAGAUGGUGGGGGUUGGCUUGUGUUCCAGAGACGGCACAAUGGGGAGGUUGAUUUCUAUCGUGACUGGAUUGCGUAUAAAAACGGGUUUGGCGAUCUCAAUAGUGAAUUUUGGCUAGGUAAUGAACAUUUGAGUAUUCUUACAUCAAGUGGAGAUCAUGAACUGAGAAUAGAUAUGGAGGAUUUUUACGGAAAUAAGGCAUUUGCUAAAUACAGUAAGUUCAAGGUAUAUCCGGAAGAAGACAAGUACAAACUUGAGGUGAGUGGAUACAGUGGAAAUGCUGGAGAUUCUCUUAAGUAUCAUAAUGGAAUGGCGUUCACAACGUUCGACAAUGACAAUGAUAAAUGGUCGAACGUAAACUGUGCCGAAGAUCGUCAUGGUGCCUGGUGGUACAAAAGCUGUGCUUACUCUAAUCUCAAUGGCCAGCAUUUCAAUGAUGCUGGUAAACCAGACACGAAAGGAAUCUUCUGGUACUACUUUAAACAAUCCAUGUACUGUUUGAAAAGUGUGGAAAUGAAAUUUCGUUAAACAAAUGAAAGAUGUAAAAUUCAAACAUUAUUGUUCAUUUUAACAACCGUGAUGUUGAAAUUAGAAAGACGUGUAUAUUUCACAUUAAAGACAAAUGUAUAUAUUAAAGUUUUGCUCUUAAUGGCGACGAUGACUGAUUAAAUCUUAAAAAUCAAUAAUAUGACGAACUCUUAGACUUCUGUAUCUGUUUAUAUUAGGAAACAUUGUACCAUGAAUGUAAGUAAGUGUUUUCUGUGCAACUCGACUGUAAAAUGUAUUCAAUCUGUUUUGUAUAGAUAAAAACGUGUGUACAAAUUUAUGUUUGUUGAGAUAAAAGCUUGUGUACAAAUAUUUGUUUAAAACUGAAUCAUGUAGUAUGCACUGAAACUCUAGCUAUGGUCAGAAGGAAAUUCAAGUUAUAUUAUAAACGGAGAAAAGAAAGCGUGUGCAGUUAGAAAUAAAACAUCAUAGGAAUGAUGACCAGUAAGUAGAAAAUCAAAUAACAAUAAUACAUUGUGAAAAAGAACAUGUUGAGAAAGAAUAUAGGAUUCUUUACUGGAUGUAGGUGCAGAUGAGAAUAUCUGGCUUGAGGGUAUCUGUUUUUGGCGAUAGCAAAGUUCUGCAGAGCUACCGCGUAAACAGCCGGAUAUUCCAAUCUGUACCUACAACCAAUGAAAGUAUCUUGUUCUUGCAUGCCAUGUUCAUCAAAUAACAGGAAAAAUAAAAUCAAACAAACAACUUUCUUAAAGCAUAUUUUCUCUUACAGUAGCGUGUUUACAAAGCGCGGGAAUUUUACGUCACCUUUUAACGUUACCAGAAUGAAAACAACAUGAAAAGUUGUGUUCAUUGCAGAAAAUGACGUUUAUUUUUUUUAAUCGUAAAAUAUUUUAUAACGAACAAAGAUAACAACAAUAUCAUAUUAAUACUGUACGAAAUUACUACAUAUAAUUUUGUAGUUCGUUAUCCGUCAUUUUCAGACGAGAGUCAUCAUGUUCUUACACCCCUUGGUUGUAAGAUGAUGUUUUCUAGCAAAAAAAUAACUACAAACCUCAGUCUGGUAUGCAAGAAACAAUUCAAGUAACAUAUUACAAUGCCGAUUAAAAAUAUAUCAAGUAAAAGUAUAAAUUGAUUGCCAUCUAAUUAUAGUAAUAUUUGUCACAUGAUUUAGCUACAACGAAAAUAGUCAGGUAACGGCUUAUUUGUAUAUAGUAUGGUUGAUUGUUUCGAUGAAUUAAUUAUAUACUGUUGCAUGAAUAAAUUUCAUAGAUAAAA